Rhinocladiella mackenziei CBS 650.93 is the source of this 627-nucleotide messenger RNA. RefSeq lists its product as uncharacterized. Bases 1 to 627 code for a protein of 208 amino acids. The record is from RefSeq and is a predicted model, not a curated record. NCBI's taxonomy places the organism in Eukaryota, Fungi, Ascomycota, Eurotiomycetes, Chaetothyriales, Herpotrichiellaceae. The transcript has a single exon.
AUGGAUUACGUGCCAGAUCCCUUCUUCAGAGGUCUUCGAAGGAGCGCCGCCCCGGAUCCGGCUUCGGGAAAUACACCAACGACGACGUCGAUAUUGAACAAUGCAAAGAUCACUCACGCUCUCGGAAAGCUGGCUCAGGCAGGAGUCGUCGAUGAUACGGGCAGCCAAAUCAUCUCUCGAGCUUCAACAACAAGUGUUUCUACAGAGAAGAUCACACAUGUGACCGAAAAAUUGACCCAAGCGGGCCUCAGCUCCGACGACGAACCUGCCAAAUCAUCUAGCCAUGGACUUGCCACUAAAUACAUCAUUGUCAUUGCUGUGGUUAGUGCAGUAGUUCUCCUGGCUUUACUUACAGGUGGCUGCUUAUGCUGGAGAAGAUACAAAAGGAGAAGAGCUUACAAUGUCGUCAGUCGAGGUGUCGACAAAAAGGGAAAGGGAAUCGUAAGAGACAAAGAAGACAUGUUCAAUACCGACAUGCAAGAAUCGGAGAGUUUCAAUGUUGAGGGGCAGAAACUCACAGAGCGUAACUUUGAGAGCGGCUAUGACAAAGUCGAUACGGGCUAUGAAGGAACGGGGUAUGGAGCAGUCGAAGACCAUGGCGAUAAGAGGACGCACUUCGAGGCUUGA